Molecule: messenger RNA, 828 nt
Organism: Ipomoea triloba (trilobed morning glory)
Lineage: Eukaryota; Viridiplantae; Streptophyta; Magnoliopsida; Solanales; Convolvulaceae
Exons: 2
Coding region: 1-828 (275 amino acids)
Biological process (GO): regulation of DNA-templated transcription
Source: RefSeq, a predicted model, not a curated record
AUGGGUGGGCUAAUGCGAACAACCUUACGAUCCGAGGCAGAGAACAGUGUAUUUGGGGCAUGUAUCAAUGAGCACGGAACACUGCUAGAGUUUUUCACACAAUUUGAAAGUGCGAUUAAAUUGCAACGUCACAAGCAAGAAAGAUUAGAUGCAGAGUGUGAAGCAUCACUCCCACCUACAAAGACACCAUUAAUGAUUGAGAAGCAGUCAACCUCUGUAUACACAAUUACCAUGUUUUAUGAUGUGCAGUCGGAGAUAUUCGAAGGGUGCUUUUCAUGCAAAAUCACAAGCAAGGAACAAACAGAUGAGAAGUAUGUGUAUAAAGUCAAGGAAGGGCACACAAAGAUUUUCAAUGUGAAAUACGUAAGAGAACAUAUGGAAGUAGAGUGUUCAUGUGGCAAGUUCAACAGGGAAACAAGCAGUACAAGCAAAGGAGUAAGUGCCAGAUGCAGUACAGAAGAAGAAAAUAGCAAACUAGCAUCAAAACUGUGUAAAGAGUUCUACAACUACUUGGCACUAUCGAAGGAAAACACAAUAGAGAUGCAAGAAAUGCUGACCUUUAUGCUGGAACACAAAGAAAAAAUGGUGAAGAGCAAAGGAAAGGCACAGGACAAAAGCAAGAAUAGUGCGUUACUGGAAACAUUUUAUGGGGCACAAACAAGCAGUAUCAUAACAGUCAAGCCACCACAAAUGUCAAAAAACAAAGGAAGCGGAAAGCGAUUGAAGAGUGCUCGUGAAAAAGCGGUAGAAAAAAAAAACAAGACGGGCGACAAUGCCGUUAUUGUGAUCAACAACCAGCACACCACGACUUUCGUAACUACCUGCUGA